UGGCUUCUCCCUUCUCCCCGCGCCGCCGCCGUCUCCCACCUUCGCCUCCCCGCCUCUCUCUCUGCCCGCUGUCUCCGGAGCUGGGGGGGAAGCGCGAAGCCCCACUGCAAUGGAGCCCGCCGCCGCGACUACGGCGCAGCGACUCCCAGAGACCAGCAGGGAGGACCGAGCUCCGGCUCCGGCGGCGGCUGCAGCGGCGGCCGCGGCCGCGGCGGCUCUAGCGGCGGCAGUCGGGGACGGCCGGAGCCCGGAGCCCGCGCUGACCCCGGCGGCCCCCAGCGGCGGGGCGCGGGAAGAGGCCCCCGGCGAGGCGCAGCUGGGAUUGUUGCCGGGCCGGCCGGGAGGCACGGGUCGCAGGAGGAGGCGCGGCGCCCCCCAGCCCACCGCUGGCGGGGCUGCCCCGGUGUCCGGGGCCGGCGGUUGCGCCAACUCCCUGCUGCUGAGGAGAGGGCGGCUGAAGAGGAAUCUGUCCGCGGCCGCCGCUGCCGCCUCGUCGUCCUCGUCCUCGUCGUCGUCCGCCGCUGCCGCCUCGCACUCCCCCGGCGCCACCGGCCUCACCGCCUCCUGCUCGGCCUCGGCUUCGCUGUGCGCCCGGAGCCUGGACAGGAAGACGCUGCUCCUGAAGCACCGGCAGAUGCUGCAGCUGCAGCCGUCGGACCGGGACUGGGUGCGGCACCAGCUCGAGCGGGGCUGCGUGCACGUCUUCGACCGCCACAUGGCCUCGACCUACCUGCGCCCGGUGCUGUGCACGCUGGACACCACGGCCGGCGAGGUGGCCGCCCGCCUGCUGCAGGUGGGCUACAAGGGCGGCGGCGUGGUAAAGGUGCUGGGCAAGGGGCACCCCGACGCCGGUCCCCGGCUCCCGCCCGCCGAGCCGCGGGACUUGGGGCCGCCACCCGGGAGGAGCGGACUGGCCGCCGUCGGGGGGCCGCAGCGCGCUCCUCCCGCCGACCUGCCGCUGCCCGGCGUCCCGGACGGGUGGGCGCUCCGCGCCUCCCGCGCCAGCCCCGCUCCUUCAGACUCCAGCCUGGGCGAACCGGGCGCCCCGCGGCUCCUGGACGGUGCGGCCGCGGGCCCGGCCUCCGACACCGAGAGCUUCAGCCUGAGCCCCAGCGCCGAGAGCGUGCUGGACCGGUUGGACCCCUACAGCAGCGGCGGCGGCUGCUCAUCGUCGUCCGAGGAGCUGGAGGCUGACCUGGCCCCGGCCCGGCCCCCGACGGGGGCUCCGGGACAGCCCCGCCUGCCCCGGCUUGGAGCGGGCGCCCGGCCGUCAUCCCCGACGGCCUCCCCGCCUCCGCCGCAGCCGAAAGCCCAGAGGGGCGUCGAGGGCCCAGGCGGCGCGUCCCGCGAUCAGCCUCGGGAGGAGAAGGCGGCGGCAGCAGCGGCCCUUGGCCGCCCUCCGUCGACCCAGGAUGGGAACGGGGCGACCGAGGAGCAGGCGCCUCCACCGCCCACCCUGUACGUGCAGCUCCACGGAGAGACCACCCGGCGCCUGGAGGCGGACGAGAAGCCGUUGCAGAUCCAAAAUGACUACCUCUUCCACCUGGGCUUUGGGGAGUUGUGGAGGGUGCAGGAGGAAGGCAUGGACUCGGAGAUCGGCUGCCUCAUCCGCUUCUAUGCAGGAAAACCUCACAGCACUGGUAGCUCUGAACGGGUUCAGCUCUCAGGAAUGUAUAAUGUCCGUAAAGGCAAAAUGCAGUUGCCAGUGAACCGAUGGACCAGACGCCAAGUUAUCCUGUGUGGGACCUGCCUAAUAGUAUCAUCUGUGAAAGACAGCUUGACCGGAAAGAUGCAUGUUCUGCCACUAAUUGGUGGGAAAGUAGAAGAAGUGAAAAAACACCAGCACUGUUUAGCAUUUAGCUCCUCUGGACCCCAAAGCCAGACUUACUACAUUUGUUUUGAUACAUUCACAGAGUAUUUAAGGUGGCUUCGACAAGUCUCCAAGGUUGCAUCACAGCGUAUUAGCUCAGUGGACCUCUCAUGUUGUAGCCUGGAGCAUCUGCCUGCCAACCUCUUCUACAGCCAAGACCUCACUCAUCUCAAUUUAAAACAAAACUUCCUAAGGCAGAGUCCCAGUCUACCAACUGCAAGGGGGCUCAAUGAACUGCAAAGGUUCAGCAAGUUGAAGAGUCUUAACCUUUCCAAUAAUCAUUUAGGGGGCUUCCCAUUAGCAGUCUGCAAUAUUCCAACCCUGGCCGAGCUGAAUGUGUCCUGCAAUGCCCUCCGAGCAGUCCCGGCAGCCGUCAGAGAUAUGCACAACUUACAGACAUUUUUGUUGGAUGGAAACUUUCUCCAGACCCUUCCUGCUGCGUUGGAGAACAUGCAUCAGCUUAGUUAUCUUGGUCUUUCUUUCAAUGAAUUCACUGACAUUCCAGAGGUAUUGGAGAAACUGACUGCUAUGGAGAAGCUGUGCAUGUCUGGAAACUGUAUGGAGACUCUUAGGCUACAGGCUUUAAGGAAAAUGCCUCACAUUAAACAUGUGGAUCUAAGACUGAACCUAAUUAGGAAGCUAAUAGCAGAUGAAGUGGACUUUCUCCCUCACGUCACUCAGCUUGAUCUGCGCGACAAUAAGCUUCGUGAUCUAGAUGCUAUGGUUUUCAACAACAUUGAAGUUUUACACUGUGAAAGGAAUCAACUGGUGACAUUAAACAUCUGUGGCUAUUUCCUAAAAGCACUGUAUACCUCUUCUAAUGAACUUGUCCAACUUGACGUUUACCCAGUUCCGAAUUAUCUGUCCUACAUGGAUGUUUCAAGGAACCGUUUAGAAAACGUGCCGGAGUGGGUGUGUGAAAGCCGAAAGCUAGAAGUUUUGGAUAUUGGCCAUAAUCAAAUAUGUGAACUUCCUGCACGCUUAUUUUGUAAUAGUAGUCUCCGGAAACUACUGGCGGGACACAACCAGCUGACAAGGCUUCCCGAAAGGCUAGAAAGAACCUCAGUGGAGGUCUUGGAUGUGCAGCACAACCAGCUCCUGGAGCUGCCACCCAACCUUCUGAUGAAGGCCGACAGCCUGAGAUUCCUGAAUGCAUCUGCAAACAAACUGGAAACCCUUCCUCCAGCCACACUUUCUGAAGAGACAAACAGCGUCUUACAGGAGUUGUACUUGACGAAUAACAACCUCACAGAUAAAUGUGUACCCUUAUUAACAGGACACCCCCAUCUGAAGAUUCUUCACAUGGCCUAUAACCGACUUCAGAGUUUUCCAGCAAGUAAAAUGGCAAAGCUGGAGGAACUUGAAGAAAUUGACAUCAGUGGGAAUAAACUGAAGGCCGUCCCGACAACUAUCAUGAAUUGCAGGCGCAUGCACACGGCGAUUGCUCACUCCAACUGCAUCGAAGUCUUUCCUGAAGUUAUGCAGCUCCCAGAAAUCAAGUGCGUGGACCUGAGCUGUAAUGAGCUAAGCGAAGUCACUUUACCAGAAAACCUGCCUCCAAAACUGCAAGAACUAGACCUGACUGGAAACCCCCGACUCGCCCUCGAUCACAAAACCCUGGAGCUGCUGAAUAAUAUCCGCUGUUUCAAGAUUGAUCAGCCUUCGGGAGGCGAUGCAUCUGGAGCCCCAGCGGUUUGGAGCCAUGGCUAUACCGAAGCUUCAGGGAUGAAAAACAAGUUGUGUGUUGCAGCCCUGUCGGUGAAUAACUUCCGUGACAACCGGGAGGCCCUGUAUGGUGUAUUUGAUGGAGACCGGAACGUGGAGGUGCCCUACCUUCUCCAGUGUACCAUGAGUGACAUUUUGGCAGAAGAGCUGCAGAAAACAAAAAACGAAGAAGAAUACAUGGUCAAUACGUUCAUUGUUAUGCAAAGGAAGCUUGGAACUGCUGGGCAGAAACUUGGAGGUGCUGCUGUCCUUUGUCAUAUCAAGCAUGACCCUGUGGACCCAGGAGGACCCUUCACCUUGACCUCUGCUAAUGUGGGCAAGUGCCAAACGGUUCUGUGUCGGAACGGGAAGCCGCUGCCUCUGUCCAGGUCAUACGUUAUGAGCUGUGAGGAAGAACUGAAGAGAAUCAAACGGCACAAGGCCAUUAUCACGGAGGAUGGCAAAGUGAACGGAGUGACCGAGUCCACGCGCAUCCUGGGCUAUACGUUCCUGCACCCCAGCGUGGUGCCCCGCCCCCACGUGCAGUCCGUGGCCCUGACCCCGCAGGACGAGUUCUUCAUCCUGGGCAGCAAGGGCCUGUGGGACAGCCUGUCCGUUGAGGAGGCCGUGGGGGCCGUGCGCAACGUCCCCGACGCUCUGGCCGCCGCCAAGAAGCUGUGCACGCUGGCGCAGAGCUACGGCUGCCGCGACAGCGUCAGCGCCGUGGUGGUGCAGCUCAGCGUCCCCGAGGACAGCUUCUGCUGCUGCGAGCUCGGCGCCGGCGGGCCCGUGCCGCCGCCCAGCCCCGGCACCUUCCCGCCCUCCGUCAGCAUGGUCAUCAGGGAGCGGCCCGCCGACGGGCUGGGCGUGCCGUCAUCCAGCAGCGGCCUGGCCUCGGAGAUGAGCAGCGAGCUCUCCACGUCCGAGAUGAGCAGCGAGGUGGGGUCCACGGCCUCGGACGAGCCCCCUCCGGGCGCCCUGAGCGAGAGCAGCCCCGCCUGCCCCAGCGAGCCGCGCUGCUCGCUGCACCCCGCCUGCCCGUCCAGCUCCUUCCAGCGCCAGCUGUCCAGCGCCACUUUCUCCAGCGCCUUCUCCGACAACGGCCUCGACAGCGAUGACGAAGAGCCCAUCGAGGGCGUCUUCACCAACGGCAGCCGGGUGGAGGUGGAGGUGGACAUCCACUGCGGCCGCGCCAAGGAGAAGGAGAGGCAGCAGCCCCUGCUGCAGCUGCCGGCCGAGGCCAGCGACGAGGGCAUCGUCAUCAUCGCCAACGAGGACGAGCCGGCCCUGCCCCGGAGGGCGGACUGUGCCGCCGUGGGGACCAUGGGGCGCCGGAGGGCUAACGGCUCCGUGGCGCCCCAGGAACGGAGCCACAACGUGAUAGAGGUGGCCACGGACGCGCCUCUCCGCAAGCCGGGGGGCUAUUUUGCAGCCCCGGCUCAGCCGGAUCCUGAUGAUCAGUUCAUCAUUCCCCCGGAGCUGGAGGAGGAGGUCAAAGAGAUCAUGAAACACCAGCAGCCGCCGCCGCCGCCGCCGCCACCGCCGCCGCCCUCACAGCUCCACGUGCAGCCGCCGCCGCGGCAGUGCCCGGGGGACCAGCUGCCAGACUGCUGUGACACACCGCUAUGACCCACCCGCGCGCUGCUUAAAAAUAAACUAACCAACAAAGGCUGAGUUGCCAGAGCCUCCCAGGCUCCCGUUAAACCAGGGGUUUACUCCACGCCCUUCUCCCAGACGCUUUCCCAGCCAGUCUUUGCAGCCAGUCUGUAGGUUCCCCUUCUGUUGGUCAUUUUUUAAUUACCACUUUUCUUCUCGUGAUGCUGUACCAAUAUGAUUUAAAUUUGUUAACUUCUUCCCCUAACAUAUCAGAUGUGUAAAGACAAAGAACAAAAGGUUUAAUAUAUUACAGAGAAACAGUUAAUGAUAAUGUAAUACUUUUUAAAGUGGCUUUGUGUUGUUUUGUCUGUCUGGAAGGCAGGGCAGGUUGCCAGUGCUAAAUGAUUUAAUAAUACUGUAAUUCUGUAUUUCUUUGCGGGGGGUAGGGGGGGAAGACUUUUUUUUUUUUUUUUUUGUCUUGAAAAUGAUAGACAUUUGUAGAAUAUGGAGACUAACUCCUAGGAGUUGCUUUACUCUGUCAGGUGACCUAAGUCACUGGAUUCACUAAUUUUCUCUGAGAGAACAGUUGAUUGAAAAAUUUCUAUUGUAAAUAGCUCAGUGUUGUAUAGUGAUGCUUCACAUGUUUUGUAGUUUUGGCAUAAGGGACUAAACAACUGACUUCCCUCCCCUCCCCCUCUGACACACCUUCCUGCCCACACCCCCUCAUCCCCCCACCUUUCUAAUUCAUUGAAUGAUGAGCCUGAGCAUUGCUGAGAGCAUUGCUGUUCAAAUAAGGUGGACCUUAGGCCACUGGAAACGAACCUGCACCCGAGGGGCCUCUGACCCUUUUUCUUCCUCUCCUGUUUCCACCCAGCCUCCUUUGUAGACACUUUUUAAUUGUGUUCCUUACUGCUGCCACAAUCAGCAUGACUGUAUAGAAUUCAGUUAGAUCAUUUACAUACCAAGAGUUAUAUUAAAGCAGAAUGCACAAGUGAACAUGUCAUUUUUGUUAUAAUAAAUAUAAAAUGUACAAGUAUUGGACCCAUCUGCUUUUGUCUCAAGAGCCAGAUGUGUCUUGCAGAUGCUCCCACCCAGCUUGGGUUUGGAAUGAAUGCAUGUAACUUUGGGGUCGUCAGAUACUUCCGACCUUGAUCUUUUUUUAAGGGAAAAUACCCAACAGGCUAACCUACAUUGAACGAACGUAGUGAAAUCAACCCUGUGGUUAACAAUACGCGUAGCUGGUCUUACAGCCUUUCUGUUUCUUCUUGUUAUUGUGUAGGGUAGACGGUAAAAGGGGAAUAGAUGAGGUUGCAUAGAGGAGAUCCCUGGAAAACUCCCACAAAGCCAAGUUGGUUUCCAGGUCUCUCAAGGCCCCCUCAAUCACCUGAACAUGUUAAUAGAUCUUUUUAUAAAAAUUGGAGUAUGGUUGCUUAACAAUGUACACCGGAGCUGGUUGCCUCGCUCUCUACCCCUAGCAGAAAUAAUGUCAGUGCAGUGGGGUCCACUAGGAAAUCCCGUAUUCCUAGCUGACUUACUGGCCCCAUUUACAGACUCUAGUGCCCCACCCCUCCCCGCCGACCCUGCAUCUUGUGAACCAUGUUUUGGAGAUGCUGUGGGUCUUCUCUCUUGUCUCAUGUGGACUAGCUUCCCAGGUAGAAUGGUUUUCCUUCUUCAGAUCUACCCUCCAGUGGUACCUGGCUGGUUCAGUGACAGGACAUGGCAACUGGUCUUUCUUGUAGAUUCGGUAAUGGGCUGUCCAUCCCCUCGCUGGGUGGUCAGAUCAGAGGACCCCCCCUUGUCUUGGUGACGUCCGUUCUUCAUUCCGUGUCAGGCUACUUGUACGCUGUGUACUUUGAAAACCACUAAGGCUGUGGAAGGAGAUUGAGUUCCUCUCAGCCCAUAAGGGACCCAGUGACCAAGGGACUAGACUGCCCAAGCCCGGGCAGAGCUCUCUGCUCUAGAGCCGGAGCAAAACUAUCUGAGGGUCCCUGCGCCCAGACCCACUCAGCAGCACCUUGCUGCCCUGUCGUCCCUCUGCUCCAAGUGGAUCGGAGCAGACUUGGAAGGCUCUGGGUUUUCACCCCAGUGCCAUAGUCACUACAGAAGAUCUGGGCUGGCUCUCAGACCUCCUCGGUGCUUAAAUCCCCUGUGGACAGGGCUCACCUGUUGCCUGGAGCGGGGUCUGCCCAGAUGGUCAGUGCGAAUCCGAUUCCACAGCAGCUCCCUUCCAGAGGAGCCACCAACACUUCCGCCCUGAGCAUGGCCAACAGAGGCAGCAAUAAUUUGAGGAGUCCACGAUGGGUCCCACAGCAACUGCUUGUGCCAGGGACAGCUGCUGGGACCAGCAAGUCCCAAGUGGGGGCUCAGCUCACGUCCUAACGUGUGUGGCUGACUGGGAGAAGGGGCACAGGCUUGGCGCUGCUGUUUUCCUAAGGCCGCGAGUUCAGUGCUUGCUUGCUUCUCAGUUUCUUAGACCAUUAAGUCACAUUGAGCACACGCCGCAUACAAGGCACUAUGGAGAUAAAGGACAAAACUGCCCUUUGGAAGCUUGGGGUAAAUAGGCAUGUGGGUCAAAAGUAAGAGAUGAGCACAUAUUAAGCGGCUAAAGACGCGGAGACCUACUACUAGGCCUCCUUGCUCUUGCUUAGGAGUCUCCCAGUUAUUGCCUGAGGAGGAGUUUCUUCUCACUUCUCAGCAAGGAAGCAUCUAAUAAUGUAUGCAGAACUGCUUAUAAAACUGUGAAGUGCUUAAUUGAAGAUUCCUCAAAGCCACGGUGAGCAUGAGGGGGAAGGGCAUCCCUCAGCCCCGCCCCACACUGUCCUUCCUGCUGGGAAGGCCAGCGAAUUGGGAGAGGGCUGGCGGGUGGGUGGGUAAGAGGCUGGAAGCUCUGACGGGGCUCGCAGCCUUGCUAAUAGACUCAGAGCUCCCUACCGAGGGCCCUGGAGGUUGCUUGGUGUUGGAUCAGCCACAGGCUGCCACGUGUGUGCCCACGGAAUAGUGGCUUUCCGGAGGGCACCAGGGCCAGGCUCAGGAGCCCCGACUCCCAAUCUGACCUGGUUUCUCUAGAUUGCUUUUGUCACAGCACCACCUGCUGGUGAGAUUAGAUUUUGGGUGGAAAUGGGCAUGACUCUUGGUCUUUCUCCUGCCCCUCUUCCAAAAGAAAGUUUCAGUUACUUUCAUUCCUAGACACCUGACAGAAAGCAAUCUCCAGCACUAUUAAGUAGUCAGAGAAAUAUUAGGGACACUGACGUGCAGACAUAUCAAGAUGUGUAGCCGGAAUCAUAGCAUCGACCUGGGAGAGAGGAAGUCAGUCUCCAACAUCCAGUUCUCCAUUCCCCAUAGGGAAAAAUAAAUAAAAACCCCCUAAUAUGCCUUGGAUCUAAUAGGACAACAUCAGCUCAUUGCUGGCACUGCCCAACGGAGACAAAGCACAAUUCCCAUGCGAACACUCCUCAGAAGGCACUUUGAAUUCACUCGGACACGUCAGGAAAUAGAAUUUUUGGACAGUGUGGGGUUUUUGUACAAUGUGGUAUCUGCCCUCCCUUCCUCCCCAGUGAUCAAACCACCUAAUUUGUAGAUAGUAAAGCCUUAUGUAAGUGGAAGUAUUGUCAUUGUUGUAAGUAAAGAACUAAGGGUGGUCAGAUAGAAAAUAAUUGGGAACACAGAAAAAGUAGUUCUUUAAAUUAAAAACUCCCAGAGAGGAAAAAAACCCAAAAACUCCUAGGAAACAUCUGUUGGAACUGUUACAGGAGGGAGGGAUGAUGUCAUGGUAGAAAAAAUAGGUUUUCCUCAUUUCUUGCCAUUGAAUUUCUUUUGCUUUCAGUUCAUCCCCCCAAAAUGCAUUUUGUGCAAAUGGAUCUGUGCAAACUUUAUUUCCCUAUUGUUGUUCACCUGUUGUGAACUGAUUCCUAUUGCUGCGUCUUUGAAAGAUGGCUCUCAAGGUUGUCCCCUCACCCCACCUUUACCAAAAUCGCAACCAAGUUCAGACUUAGCUUGGCAGAUCCACUGCCCUGAUCAGUAACAAAGCAGGAACUACACCUAGCAGACGAAGCUUUGGGUGAGAGAUAGGAAGCAAGCUCCACAGCCAACCUCACACCCACCCGAUCCACCAUGUCCAUUCACGCCACGCGUUUAGGAAGCACCAGCCAGAGCCGCCAGUGUGCUCAGCUCUGGGUCCCCUGCCCAGGACCACAAAUGCAGCGGGGCUUGGGUGCCACGGUAGCUGUGCUGACCUCCUGAGGUCUUGGUCUCAGCCAGUUGAGGGCAGACUACAGGCCCUACACGUUGCCCCCUGCCUUCUAGAAGACUAAGGUUGAACCUUGACAGGAAGAAAGGGCCCAAGGGGUCCCCAAGGCCGCCUUCCACUUUUCAGGCUGUGUGGUAAAGUAGAAAGCCACGCUGUCCCCUGCCCUGAAUUUAAGGACCCAUAAACAAGUGCUGCUUUUGUUGGGCUCCAGUUCAUUAGUCCUUCCAUUUUCUUCUAAAUCAGAAACACAAUGUUCUAUCCUGUUCAGAGGGGGGAAUGGCAGAACAUGUGGAGAAUUUUCUCCCGUCUGCUUAUGACUAGCACUUCUCGCACUGUCAUUCCUCUCUUCUUCUAAAGCCUUGGAAGUAAAACUGGCUUCAGGCUGAAAUUUCAAGUACUUUCUAGUCAUUACUAUUUCUUAGGUCUUAUUCCAAUAAACUGAACUUCCCCCUAAUUCCUAAUCUUAUCUAUUGGAAGAAAGUUGAAAUGGCAACUAAGAUCAUUUUCCCAAAUGGCGCAACUCCAGCCGUUGCCUUUUCCUGAACUCAUGUACAGGUCAUUUGCCUUUCUGAGUCUUUAAGAAAACUGCUUUGCAGU
Molecule: messenger RNA, 10013 nt
Organism: Delphinapterus leucas (beluga whale)
Lineage: Eukaryota; Metazoa; Chordata; Mammalia; Artiodactyla; Monodontidae
Gene: PHLPP1
Product: PH domain and leucine rich repeat protein phosphatase 1
Cellular component (GO): cytoplasm
Molecular function (GO): protein binding
Source: RefSeq, a predicted model, not a curated record